UAGGAGGCAGGCGCAGUAGAAGACCCCUAUAUCCGACACACGCAGACGGACGGUGCCAGCUGCUAGCAGCGUUAGCUACAGUGGACAGUUAGCAACUAGCUGGAGAGUCGUAGCACCGUUACUACAUAUGAGGGACUGAGCAAGAGAGAGAGAGUGUGUGUGUGGCAGCCUGUGUGUCGACGCUUUGAGUGCUCGCUCGGCCGUCCAGAAGUCACUGCGUGUGUGUGUGUGUAUGUAUGUAUGUAUGUGGGAGUCUGUGUCUGUGUCUGGGAGUGUGUGUAUAUAUAAACCCUCUUAUCGCCCUCUUCCUCCUCCGACCAGCAGUGUGUCUGUGACUGUGUGUGUGAGGUUAGAAAGCAAAGAAGCAAACGCACACAUAAACACACUCUGGUAGUCGACUGUUUACACUCGGUGUCCGGUUACUUGACAGCGGAUUCACAUCAUUCACUGAUCCCGGCACAGCACCAGCAUGAUGUUGAGAUACAUUGUGGCACAAGGUGGCCCCAGCCUGUUGGCUGUGAGACGGGUGUAUCUUCUCUCCCGCUUUGCCCACUCUGCCCCGCAGAGCGAGUAUCGACCAAUCAAGAAAGUCAUGGUGGCCAAUAGAGGUGAGAUUGCUAUCCGUGUGUUCAGAGCCUGCACUGAACUGGGGAUUCGAACUGUGGCCGUCUACUCUGAGCAAGACACUGGACAGAUGCACAGACAGAAGGCAGACGAGGCUUACCUGAUUGGGAAAGGCCUGCCACCUGUUGCUGCAUACCUGCACAUUCCUGACAUCAUCAAAGUAGCCAAGGACAACAAUGUGGAUGCUAUCCACCCAGGCUAUGGUUUCCUCUCUGAGCGGGCAGACUUCGCUCAGGCUUGCACAGAAGCAGGAGUGAUGUUUGUCGGGCCAAACCCAGAGACGGUCCGCAAGAUGGGAGACAAGGUGGAGGCUCGCUCCCUGGCCAUCAGCGCAGGUGUCCCUGUGGUCCCAGGAACAAAUUCACCCAUUUCCAGCCUGCAUGAGGCACAGGUGUUUGCCCAAACAUAUGGCUUCCCGAUCAUCUUCAAAGCAGCCUAUGGAGGAGGUGGUCGAGGCAUGAGGGUGGUCAGAGAGUACGAGGAACUUGAGGAGAAUUACCAGCGGGCUUACUCUGAAGCCCUGACGGCUUUUGGGAAUGGAGCCCUGUUUGUUGAGAAGUUUAUUGAAAAGCCAAGACACAUUGAAGUGCAGAUCCUCGGUGAUAAGUAUGGUAAUGUCAUCCACCUCUAUGAGAGAGACUGCUCCAUUCAGCGGAGACACCAAAAGGUUGUGGAGAUUGCUCCAGCUUUCCAACUGGACCCACACCUGAGAGACCGACUUCACGCUGAUGCAGUCAACCUCGCCAGACAGGUGGGAUACGAGAACGCAGGAACCGUGGAGUUCCUGGUGGACAAACAUGGCAAACACUACUUCAUUGAAGUCAACUCCCGACUCCAGGUUGAACACACGGUCACCGAAGAAAUCACUGAUGUCGACCUGGUGCAUGCUCAGCUGCAUGUGUGUGAGGGCCGCAGCCUGCCAGAACUGGGCCUCAAACAAGACAAGAUCAGGGUGAACGGCUGUGCAAUCCAGUGCAGAGUGACAACCGAAGACCCAGCCAGAGGCUUCCAGCCAGACACCGGCAGGAUUGAGGUCUUCCGAAGCGGUGAAGGCAUGGGCAUCCGUCUGGACAGCGCCUCUGCCUUCCAGGGUGCUGUCAUUUCACCCCAUUAUGACUCCCUGCUGGUAAAAGUCAUCGCCAGCGGGAAGGACCUGCAGACAGCAGCUUCUAAGAUGAGCCGUGCCCUGGCCGAGUUCAGAGUACGAGGGGUCAAGACCAACAUCCCGUUCCUCCAGAAUGUUCUGUCCAACCACCAGUUCCUCCACUCCACUGUGGACACCCAGUUCAUUGACGAGAACCAGGACCUCUUCAACCUCAAACCCACUCAGAACCGAGCCCAGAAGCUACUGCACUACCUGGGUCAUGUGAUGGUAAAUGGACCAACCACACCCAUCCCGGUUAAGGCUAAACCCUCCUCCACAGACCCCGUCAUCCCUCCUGUCACCAUGGGCGACCCUCCAGUAGGUUUCCGUGACGUGUUGCUGCGUGAUGGUCCUGAGGGAUUCGCCAAGGCAGUCCGCACCCACCAAGGUCUGUUGCUAAUGGAUACCACAUUCAGGGAUGCUCACCAGUCACUCUUGGCAACCAGGGUUCGGACCCACGACCUGAAGAAGAUCUCACCAUUUGUCAGCCACAACUUCAACAACCUUUUCAGCUUGGAGAACUGGGGGGGUGCUACCUUUGACGUGGCCAUGCGCUUCCUGUCAGAGUGCCCAUGGAAGAGACUCCAAGAGCUGAGAGCUUUGAUCCCAAAUGUCCCCUUCCAGAUGCUGCUGAGAGGGGCCAACGCUGUGGGCUACACCAACUACCCUGACAACGCUGUUUUUAAGUUCUGUGAGGUGGCCAAGGAGAACGGCAUGGACAUCUUCCGUGUAUUUGAUUCCCUGAACUACCUGCCAAACAUGCUGCUGGGGAUGGAGGCUGCUGGAGCAGCAGGUGGUGUAGUGGAGGCUGCCAUCUCGUACACAGGCGACGUGUCCGACCCAAUGAGGCAGAAGUACUCCCUGGACUACUAUGUGAAACUGGCAGAUGAGCUUGUCAAGGCUGGAACCCACAUCUUGUGUAUUAAGGAUAUGGCUGGCCUGCUGAAGCCAGAAGCCAGCAAGCUUCUGGUCGGCGCUCUGAGAGACCGUUUCCCAGAUGUACCCAUCCAUGUGCAUACACAUGACACAGCUGGAGCCGGUGUAGCUGCUAUGCUGGCCUGUGCUGAGGCUGGAGCUGACGUGGUUGAUGUGGCUGUUGACUCUAUGGCUGGCAUGACUUCUCAGCCAAGCAUGGGAGCCAUCGUGGCCUGCGCCAAGGGGACCAAGCUUGACACCGGCAUUGCUCUGGAGAAGGUGUUUGACUACAGUGAAUAUUGGGAAGUAGCCAGAGGCCUGUAUGCUCCAUUUGACUGCACUGCCACGAUGAAAUCUGGCAAUGCUGAUGUCUAUGAGAAUGAGAUACCAGGAGGACAGUACACCAACCUUCACUUCCAGGCUCAUAGUAUGGGACUGGGAAAUAAAUUCAAGGAGGUGAAGAAGGCCUACACUGAAGCCAACAAACUACUAGGGGACCUCAUUAAGGUGACUCCGUCCUCAAAGAUCGUGGGAGACUUGGCCCAGUUCAUGGUGCAGAACAACCUGACCAGGGCAGAAGUGGAGGAGAGGGCUGACGAGUUAUCCUUCCCCCUGUCUGUGGUCGAGUUCCUGCAGGGAUACAUUGGGAUACCACAUGGAGGGUUCCCUGAGCCAUUCAGAUCUAAGGUGCUGAAGUCUCUCCCCCGUAUUGAGGGCCGUCCCGGUGCCUCUCUGCCACCUAUGGACUUCAAGGCCCUGGAGGAGGGCAUCCGAGCUGCACACGGUGAUGACAUCACCCCUGAGGAUGUGAUGUCAGCAGCUAUGUACCCCAAGGUGUUCCAGGAAUUUAAGGAAUUUACUUCUAACUUUGGCCCAGUAGACUGUCUCAGCACCAGGCUGUUCCUAGAUGGACCCAAGAUCGCUGAGGAGUUUGAGGUGGAGCUGGAGAGAGGGAAGAUCCUCCACAUCAAGGCACUGGCACUGGGUGACCUGAACAAAGCUGGUCAGAGAGAGGUCUUCUUUGAACUGAAUGGACAGCUGAGAUCUGUGCUGGUCAAAGACACUGUUGCCAUGAAGGAAAUGAAGUUCCAUCCUAAGGCUCAGAAGUCUAUCAAGGGUCAGGUGGGAGCACCCAUGCCUGGAAAAGUCCUGGAGGUCAAAGUGGAAGUCGGAUCCAAGGUGGAGAAGGGUCAGCCACUGUGUGUCCUUUCGGCCAUGAAGAUGGAGACCGUGGUCAACUCCCCAAUGGCCGGGACCAUAAAGGCAGUCCAUGUCACGGCCGACGUCUCCCUGGAGGGAGAUGACCUGAUACUGGAAAUCGAGGAGUAGAGUGAGAGGGUAGAAGGAGGGAGGGGGUAGUCAGACAAUCAGAUUUGGCAAAUUGUGAGAGAUGGAGGAACGGGGGGAUUAAAAAAUAAAAAAGAACCACAAGGAAAAACAGGAAUCCUUUAAAGACACUGAUCUCUUCUAUGGUGGUACAGCAGGACAUAUUGUACAUAUUCUGUUCGGCUAUACUGAGGACACAAAAUGAAGCACAGAUCUACACAUAUCCAGACCUGAGGGGUGUAAAGAGCAGAUGAUGGCAGUCCUAAAUAAUGCAUUAAUUUGAUUGAAUAGUGGUAUAAUUUAGUAAGGAAUUCCAAUCUCCAUGUAAUUCUCCCAAAAGCUAAGUAAUUCCCUGUAUGUGGUGAUUAGGUAAAAAAAUAAAAUAAAAAAAAAGUAUCUACUAAUGUCCUGUCAACUUGUAGAAGAAAAUAUAUAUUUUAGAACAACAUACAGAAUAUUUGAAAUGUGAUACAUUCCGUUACUUAUAUCUUAGUCUCAAAUGUGAUGUAUUACAAAGAGCUAACCAUGUGUAAGACUAACAGGGUCAUUACAUCUACUUUCCACAAUUUCCAUUUCUAUGCUGUUGAUGUUGCCUAAUAUAUUAAAACCGUGUAGGUGAACCUAUAUUCAACUAUAAAUGUGUUUUCUUUGUAAUCAGCAGGAUUCAGACAAAGGAGGACAAACUUAAGGAUGUAUUACCAAAUCAUUUUUUCAUAUGGGAACACUAUUUUCAUUUUUUCUCUGACAUGAGUCACUGUGCAUUCUGGGAAUGUGUAAUCACUCGUUGCAUUUAGACUCACUUUUAUUUUUGUAUGUAAAAAAUUUAAAACUGAUCUUUGGAAAACACAAAGUACACAGCUGCUGAAAGGAAAACCCCCCCACUAUUUUCACAAUAGGAGCACAACAAAGCAAGUGGUGCCACUUUGGUUUAAUGUGUAAACAGAUAAACAUGCCAGAAAUGUUAGAUAUUGCACUACGGUGAAAAGUAUUCUGUUACUGUAUCAGUAAUAAUAGAUGGUGGUUUAUUUUUUCUAAAGAUCUGUGAAAAUGAAAAUGUUUUUCCCACUCAUACCUGUCUUUAAAAUCCCAAAGCAGAAACAAAUUGUCGCAGCAUUGUUAAAAUGAAGCUGUAGGCCACAUAGGAAACCCAAAACCAGCUGAGCUCUAUCAUUUCAGAGAUAUAAAGUCACAUAGUCUUAAGGUGGCUUCUAAGGCCUUUUAAUUGUCUCUGGUUUAAUAACGUUGUGUUGAAAAAGCUGUCAGAGGAGCGGUCCCACCCUGUCUUUUCAGAAUCUUGCAGCGAUUAUGGUGAAUGGUAUUCUGUCUGUAUGGGGAUUUUAAUGCUAGGUGUAAAUGGGAUUACAUGGUAGUGUAAUGGAGGCAUGUGGUGUUAUUUUCGGAGGCUCUGCUGAUUAAUUUAUGAAUUAAUUCUCUGUCAAAUGAUGUGAAAUUAGCCGGACUAAUAAGAGACUCUGGAGACUCCCAGUAGCAGCGCUCAGCUUUAAAUUUGCAAUGCACGCGUGUGUGUUUGCAUAAAUUAAUCUAAAUUUCUGUGUGCACGCGUUAAAGCAAAUUUUAAAGACAACGUCCACCAGGCCCCAUACUGUUGCACCUCCAGAACUGAAACAUUCUAAGAGAAAUUAAAUAUUCAUACACACACGCACCAAUGCAAAAUAUUCACACUAACACUCUUAGCCCUUGAGUGCUGCCUGGACCAAAAGAAAACUAAAUACACUACAUGCUGGUGAGGCUAAAUCUCCAUUGUAGCACUAUCCAAAACAUUUAAAAGCAAUGCCGCAACAACCCUAUUCAAUCAUCAGAUGAUAUUGAUAAAACACUGUAAUUAGACUCCACUAAUGUCAGCUGCAGGCCUUUGAACCAUCUGAGGGUCUUGAACCUGAAAGUGAUCGAUGCCGAACUGAAUGUGCACCUACCCUGACCAGUGAUAGAUAGUUAACAAGCAGGAAUACAUUAAGAUCACAUAUCAAUUACAGUAGUAAAGGAAGUGUCACAGUGUCCUUGUAAUACAAUAAAGCAGGGAGUGUUUGGGAAAGUGAGCCAGAAAAGACAACAGCUUACUUUCCAAAACAUCUGUGCACCUCAGACAGACCACACUGAUCGAGAUACAAUAUUAAACUUGAAUCAGUUUGUACUCGACUGGAUUGUUUCCAGAAUUGUUGCACCAUUACCUCUGAGAAUGAGUCCCCUUUUGAACUAUGCAUCAGUACUGAGCAGCGAUGCCAUACUUAAUUAGAACCCUGAAAUGUCUCCUCACUAUACCUCCUGGCUGUCUCAGUCUGUAUGAGUCUUUUGAAAGAGAUGGAGAUAAAUUGAUGGGAAUGUAUGAAUGAGUGUUUUUGACAAGCUGUUGCACAAUAAUGUAAUGAUCCCCCCUCCUCCUCCUUUUUUAGCUCCUCUCACUUCUUAUCUGCUUUUCCUGCCUCAUCUAUCCAACCACCUUUUCAUCAUAUUUUCCUCUCCCUUCCCUCCACAGUGUAAAUUUGCACAUGUUAGAUGUUGGCACCAACUCAUACAAUAAUGUAAACUGUAUCGCUAUGUUUCUCUGUCUUAGCCAGCAGCAAUUCCAACGUACUACUGUAUGUGUCUGGGGAAAAAAAAGAAUAAAUCAGAGGAAAAAAUA
This is a messenger RNA of Xiphias gladius (swordfish), 6650 nucleotides long. Its product is annotated as pyruvate carboxylase, mitochondrial-like. Bases 470 to 4012 code for a protein of 1180 amino acids. The record is from RefSeq and is a predicted model, not a curated record. The transcript is spliced from 27 exons. Gene Ontology annotation, molecular function: metal ion binding; pyruvate carboxylase activity; ATP binding. Lineage: Eukaryota; Metazoa; Chordata; Actinopteri; Istiophoriformes; Xiphiidae. Gene Ontology annotation, cellular component: cytoplasm. Gene Ontology annotation, biological process: gluconeogenesis; pyruvate metabolic process.